CAGAAAUCCUGUUUUCCGUGAUUCAUGGACUCCACUAGUUGAACAGUCAAAAUUUUAAAUAUAAUAAAAUAAAUAUUUUUUUUAAGAAAAACGUGAGAUCUCAUCUUAUUAGAAAACGGCCUAGUUGAGUAGCCGCUUUGUAUUCUCAAUUUCUCACCAUUCUGGGCUUAUCAUUGGUGUAAGGUUCAUCGCAGUGCUUCGGCCUCCGAUCAAGAGUAAUAUAGAGAUGAAGAUGGACAACAAGCAGCAGCAGCCAAGGGAGGAGCAGAUCCAAUUGUUGUCAAACGCAAGGUUAGAUGGCGGUGGAAAAAAAGAGGAGAAAGAAGAAAGCAGGAGAAAGUUCUGGUGGAAGAAGGUGUUAGAUGUGGAGGAGGCCAAGAAACAAAUCUUUUUUUCCCUACCCAUGAUUCUUACUAAUGUUUUCUACUAUUUGAUACCUUUAGUUUCGGUCAUGUUUGCUGGCCACCUUGGUGAGCUUGAGCUUGCUGGCGCCACUCUCGCCAAUUCCUGGGCCAGCGUCACUGGCUUUGCCUUCUUGAUAGGUUUAAGUGGAUCGCUUGAAACACUUUGUGGCCAAGGCUUUGGUGCUAAAUUGUAUAGAAGGUUGGGAAUUUAUCUGCAAGCGUCCUGCGCCAUAUCAUUCUGCUUUUCCAUUAUCAUCUCUGUAAUCUGGUUUUAUACGGAGUCAAUUUUGGUCUCAAUGCAUCAAGAUCCGCAAAUUUCUGUCACUGCUGCUCUCUAUAUGAAGUAUCUCAUUCCUGGAUUAUUUGCAUAUGGAUUCCUGCAGAACAUCUUGAGGUUUCUUCAGACACAAUCUGUUGUCAUGCCCCUUGUCCUAUUCUCAAUUAUACCAAUGUGCAUUCAUAUUGGUAUUGCUUAUGCUUUGAUUCACUGCACAGCUCUUGGGUUCAAGGGAGCUCCACUCGCAGUUUCAAUUUCAUUGUGGUUAUCAGUUCUUAUUUUGGCUAUGUAUGUGAUAAUUGCAAAGAAAUUUGAGCACACGUGGGAUGGAUUUUCAUUCGAAUCAUUCAGCUACAUUCUUAUCAACAUAAAACUAGCUCUUCCCUCUGCUGCAAUGGUAUGCUUGGAGUAUUGGGCUUUUGAGGUUCUGGUGCUCGUAGCAGGAAUAAUGCCAAACUCUAAGAUAACUACCUCAUUAAUUGCAAUAUGCGUGAACACAGAAGCUGUAGCCUACAUGUUAACCUAUGGUCUCAGUGCUGUUGCAAGCACAAGGGUAUCUAAUGAGUUGGGAGCAGGCAAUCCAGACCGUGCUAAGGGAGCUAUGGCUGUGACUCUCAAGCUCUCUGUCUUCCUUGCCCUCAUAGUUGUUUUGGCUCUAGCAUUUGGUCAUAAUAUCUGGGCUGCAAUGUUCAGUGACAGCCGUGCAAUAAUAAAGGAUUUUGCCCCCAUGGCACCCUUCCUUGCAAUUUCCAUUACAGUUGAUUCCAUUCAAGGUGUCUUGUCAGGAGUGGCCAGAGGAUGUGGUUGGCAGCACUUAGCCGUAUAUGCUAACUUGGCAACAUUUUACAUCAUUGGCAUGCCAAUAGCAUGUCUUCUUGGAUUCAAGUUGAAGCUUUAUGUCAAGGGUUUGUGGAUUGGCUUAAUCUGCGGCCUUUCUUGCCAAGCUGCUACCCUCUCAUUGAUUACAACGCAAGCAAAAUGGACUCAGGCGGCAGAUCUUUCUAUAAGCAAAGAUGAAGAAAACCCACUUGUCAGUUAGCAAAAUUUCAAUUUAAUUGCUUGAUUCGAUUAUAUGUAAACUACAAAUAGUUGUUGUUGGGUCAUUUGUUAGUCGGAUAAAGGGUCAAAUUGGCCAUUAACUUUGUAAGGAUGUCCAAAUAAACCCAUUUUUAUUUUUUUAGCUUAAAUAAACUUAAAAUUUUCUGAUAA
Messenger RNA from Hevea brasiliensis (rubber tree), 1890 nucleotides. Its product is annotated as protein DETOXIFICATION 19-like. The record is from RefSeq and is a predicted model, not a curated record. The transcript has 7 exons. Gene Ontology annotation, cellular component: membrane. Gene Ontology annotation, biological process: xenobiotic detoxification by transmembrane export across the plasma membrane. Gene Ontology annotation, molecular function: antiporter activity; xenobiotic transmembrane transporter activity. Lineage: Eukaryota; Viridiplantae; Streptophyta; Magnoliopsida; Malpighiales; Euphorbiaceae. Bases 227 to 1720 code for a protein of 497 amino acids.